Molecule: messenger RNA, 369 nt
Organism: Durusdinium trenchii
Lineage: Eukaryota; Dinophyceae; Suessiales; Symbiodiniaceae
Source: the annotation of a GenBank genome assembly
AUGUCCGCGGUUCGUCCCGGCAACGGACGAGACUUCAAGGCCGGGGAUUGGAAGUGCCCAGCCUGUGGCGAUCAUCAGUUUGAGCGCAACGCGAGCUGUCGCAAGUGUGGCGAACCCAAACCGCUGGCCGGCAACAGCGGUGGCCCCACCAUCCGCGGCCCUGCCGGGGUGCUCCUAGCAGACAUUCAGGCGAGAGCUGCCGUGGCCCCGAGCAGAGGGGGAACGAGCAGCUUCAUGCCGGGCGACUGGAGCUGCCCGGACGGUGGCGACCACCAGUUCGGCCGCAACGAGCACUGCCGGAAGUGUGGCACCGCACGGCCGGACGUGCCCAGCAGGCGCCUGUUCGUGCGGGCAACAACCUAUCGAUGA